This is a messenger RNA of Crotalus tigris (Tiger rattlesnake), 1390 nucleotides long. Its product is annotated as SH3 domain-binding glutamic acid-rich-like protein 3. The transcript has 3 exons. NCBI's taxonomy places the organism in Eukaryota, Metazoa, Chordata, Lepidosauria, Squamata, Viperidae. The coding region runs from base 120 to 401 and encodes 93 amino acids. Gene Ontology annotation, cellular component: cytoplasm. The record is from RefSeq and is a predicted model, not a curated record.
UGGCCUUCGGGAGGCAGCGGAGCCCUGCCCAGCGCUUCGCUUCCUUCCCCUUCCUUCCAUCCACCCGUCCGCCUACCGGGCAGCCCAGCGAGAGGGAGCGGCUGGAAGCGACGAGCGCCAUGGCCUGUCUCACCAUCUACAGCACUUCGGUGACCGGCUCUCGGGAGAUCAAAUCCCAGCAGAGUGAAGUGACCAGGAUCUUGGAUGGAAAGAAUGUCAAGUACAACCUGGUGGAUAUCUCCCAAGACAAUGCCCUUCGGGAAGAAAUGAGGACCAAGUCAGGCAACCCCAAAGCCAUUCCUCCCCAGAUUUUCAACGGGGACCACUACUGCGGGGACUACGAACUGUUUGUGGAAGCGGUCGAACAGAACACCCUGCAGGAAUUCCUGAAGUUAGCCUGAGCUUGCUUCUUCCCUGCCCCACAUGACAACCAUCCAGGAUUUGGAAAUUCUGCAUUCCAGAUGGAUCACCUCCUAAGUGAUUGUCAGCUCUGUGCGACCAACCUCUUCUCCAACUGCCUCUGAAUUGCGUUUCCUCUUUCACUGUGGUCUCCAAAAACCGGCUGGUUCCUUUGAAUGUAGCUGGGCCUGUCUCCUCCUGCCUAUGGCGGUAGACUGAUGUUAAUCUUCUAAUUAAGGACCUUGGAAAGCAGAGCUUUCCCCUACUUUUCUGUUCCCCCUUUUCUUUUUCAAGCUCAGACGGCCCUUAGUAUUAAAAGGGAAGAGCUGGUUGCUUCUUAUCACCAUACGUCCUUCAAUGUGCAAAAUGUCAGUUCCUGUAGUUCAGGGGUUCUCAACCUUGGCAACUUUAAGACUUGUGGACUUCAAUUCCCAGAAUUCCUCAGCCAGCUUUGCUGGCUGAGGAAUUCUGGGAGUUGAAGUCCACAAGUCUUAAAGUUGCCAAGGUUGAGAACCCCUGCUGUACUUCCUCUUUCAUUCUAACCCAGGAAAGAGAACAGCAGAUAUCUGCUCUUAGUGAGAUUACUCGUGUCUAGCAAUGCAAAAAGUGCUCCUGUUGCCUUCUCUGCCAGUGGUUAGUGGGGUGAGCAUGUGUAUGUAUCUCUCUUAAAACAUGGUGAUGUAGCUCAGCCUUUCUUAAAGUGGUUUUUGAGGGGGUGGCGAGAACAUUCCUCCGAGUCCAUUAGUGCUUUUUUCCUUAUGUUCCAACUGGCAAUGGAAAACUCUUUCCUGCUUCCCCAAGAGGGGAAAGUAAUUUCCACUCUAUUCUGGCCUCAGCUGUUUCAUGCUUCCCCUUUCUUGGAACUGGCUUUUUGCAAACUUGGACCAAGUGCAUUUUCUUUCUUUUCUUUUUUUUUAUUAUUUCUGAAAGCAAAAUUUAUAAACAGCCAUGUUUUUGUUAAGAUGCCAUUAAAUAUUGCUAAAAACCUCCA